Messenger RNA from Carlito syrichta (Philippine tarsier), 1312 nucleotides. It is a transcript of the gene SBSPON, whose product is annotated as somatomedin B and thrombospondin type 1 domain containing. The coding region runs from base 1 to 996 and encodes 331 amino acids. The record is from RefSeq and is a predicted model, not a curated record. Lineage: Eukaryota; Metazoa; Chordata; Mammalia; Primates; Tarsiidae. The transcript is spliced from 6 exons.
AUGCCCCUCGCUAAUGUGUCCCCAGACGUUAGGAAGCACGGUUUGGAGCCAGGAAACGAGGCCUCCCUGACCGGGUUCCUGGCUGGGCCUCCAGAGCACCUGCUUUCCACCCCACCCCGCCCACCCCCGCCCCUCCCGGAGGUCCCCCGGGCUGGCCGCGGGGAGGGGGUGGCGCCCGGAGCGCCCACUGCCAGCGCGUCCCGGGGAAGGCUGCGGCGCGCUCCCCACCUGGGCAGGGGCACCCGCCCGGGCCCCGACGGGCGCGCCGCCAAGGGAGGGUGCUGCUGCCCUGGCCGGGACCCCGCCUGCUUCGCCCGCGGCUGGAGGCUGGACAGGAUCUACGGGACGUGCUUCUGCGACCAAGCCUGUCGCCUCACUGGGGACUGCUGCUUCGACUACGCCAGGGCUUGCCCAGUUCGCCCGUGCUUCGUGGGGGAGUGGAGUCCCUGGAGCGGUUGCUCCGACCAGUGCAAGCCAACCACCCGCGUGCGGAGGCGCUCGGUGCAGCAGGAACCUCAGAACGGCGGGGCGCCCUGCCCGCCCCUGGAGGAGAGAGCCGGCUGCCUGGAGUACUCCACCCCGCAGGGUCAGGACUGCGGGCACUCCUUCGUCCCUGCCUUUAUAACUACCUCUGCAUUCAACAAGGAGAGAGUAAGACAAGCUGCGUCUCCACAGUGGUCUACACACACAGAGGAUGCUGGAUACUGUAUGGAGUUCAAGACAGAGUCCUUGACUCCACACUGUGCUCUGGAAAACAGACCCCUGACUAGAUGGAUGCAAUAUCUCCGAGAGGGAUUCACAGUGUGUGUAGAUUGUCAGCCACCAGCUAUGAAUUCUGUGAGCCUUCGCUGUUCUGGAGAUGGCCUGGACUCUGAUGGAAAUCAAACUCUCCAUUGGCAAGCAAUUGGCAAUCCUCGAUGUCAAGGAACUUGGAAAAAAGUUCGGCGAGUAGACCAGUGUUCUUGUCCAGCUGUUCACAGUUUUAUUUUUAUAUAGGUUGCAGUGUGACUAUUUCAAAGUGCAUUUGUAAACAUGCUAAAUAUUAUCAAGUCGUGUUUAACAACUUUUAAACCUUCAAAGACUGGUCAAAGUCCCUCAACACGUCAUUGCCGUACUCUAAAGUAGAGAAAGAAAAUUUAGGGGCAGUUUCUCAAGGAACACAGUACCUUUAUUUUUAUUUUUGCCAAGUUGAGGACCCACUCUAAAAGCUCCUGUGGUUUUAUGUCCUUGACCUUUCCUCUGGAGUCUUCUUAUUUAACACGGUGUCCACAAGAAACAGAAUACACAUUUAUUUGCUAAAGUAAAAUUACUG